This is a messenger RNA of Pocillopora meandrina, 366 nucleotides long. The record is from the annotation of a GenBank genome assembly. NCBI's taxonomy places the organism in Eukaryota, Metazoa, Cnidaria, Anthozoa, Scleractinia, Pocilloporidae.
AUGGAACCUGUGCCUUCGAUUACAGAAACAAAUGUACAAAUGGGUACAUCCUCUUACCCAACGGAAGAAGGAAUGAGCGAAUUAAUCAAGGCAGAGUGUUUUUCGAGACCACUGGAAAAACCAACACAGUUCAAGCCGACAGUGGAAGAAAUGUGCAACAUCGGGAGUCGAAGAAAAAGGAAAGAAUCUCGUGUUCGAAAUCUGACGGACGAAGUGGUUGAGGAAUACCGCCUGCUGAUAGUAGAUUCAAACAGUUUGCACAGACAGUUUUACGAGGAGGCCGCUUUUAAAGUUUAUGGAACUCUUCCGCCUGGAAAAGGUUCCUUUACGGCAGCGCUGAAAAACAUGGCAGGAAAGAAAAUUUAA